Prorocentrum cordatum is the source of this 1230-nucleotide messenger RNA. The record is from the annotation of a GenBank genome assembly. Lineage: Eukaryota; Dinophyceae; Prorocentrales; Prorocentraceae.
AGCAUCUUGGGCAAUUUUGGCCGGAGGCGGUCGGCGCGGUUGCAGCGAUGGGCGAGGGCGGCUUCGGCAAGGGGAAGAACGACGGCAAGGGAAAGAAGGGCAAGAAGGGGGGCAAGAAGGGCAAGAAGGGGGCCGAGGAGAAGGAGUGGGUCCCGUGCACCAAGAUUGGCCGCCUGGUCAAGGAGGGCAAGAUCACUUCCAUCGAGGAUGGGACAUAUACUUGCACUCCUUACCCAUCAAAGAGUACCAGAUCAUCGACACAUUCUUUGCGCCUGGCACGCUGAAGGACCGAUGAAGUGAUGAAGAUUCACCCUGUGCAGAAGAUGAGCUCCGCUGGCCAGACCAACCGCUUCGUUUGCUACGUGCUGGUUGGCGACAACAACGGCCACAUCGGCUUGGGCUCCAAGUGCUCCAAGGAAGUGGCCACGGCGAUCCGUGGCGGCAUCAUCGCGGCGAAGCUCAGCUUGAUCCCUGUGCGCCGCGGGUACUGGGGCAACAAGAUCGGCCUCCCGCACACCGUGCCCAUGAAGGUGGCCGGGAAGUGCGGCUCGGUCCGCGUGCGCCUCGUUCCUGCGCCUCGUGGGUCGUCAGUCGUGGGUUCGCCCGUGAUGAAGAAGAUGUUGGCCUUCUGUGGUAUCCAGGAUUGGGACUGCUUCACCUGCUCGUGCGGGCACACGAGGACCAAGGGCAACUUCAUCAAGGCCACCUUCGACGCACUUAAGUGCACCUUCGGCUACCUCACGCCCGACCUCUGGAAGGCGACGCACUUCGUCAAGUCUCCCUUCCAGGACCGGGUGGUCCGACUACUUGGCGCAGUCCAAACAGGUGGUCUGAGCUCCCAGGGCGCCGACACGGCCACGGCGCGGGCUCGCGGGCUCUGGGCGGAAUCGCCCCAAGAGAGGCCUCCCGCUCCCAAAGCCAUUCCCAGGCCGCCUGUCGUCGUGGAAGUGUCGGGGUGAGGUCAUCGGGAGUCGUCGGGAGCUGCCGUUUGUCCUUGAAUAGAGGAAGGCGGGCCCCACGUGCAUCCCGGGCGCUCCGGCCCCCGCCCUCCGUGCUCUCUCGCGCGGGCCGCGGCCCGACGCCUGCGCGCUGUCCAGUCGGGCCGGGCGAAAGGGUCGGGCCGGGCCCCUUGAGACGCGCAAGUCGUCACGGCACGAACCUGCAGUGCCCCCUCGAACCCCUGCCCGCCACCACGUCCAGGAGACCGGGCGCCCGAGUGCUACACAUGGG